Molecule: messenger RNA, 791 nt
Organism: Cyprinus carpio (common carp)
Lineage: Eukaryota; Metazoa; Chordata; Actinopteri; Cypriniformes; Cyprinidae
Product: protein FAM219B-like
Source: RefSeq, a predicted model, not a curated record
CUGUGAGCGGCAGCAGCGCGCAGAAUGCGCCGCAAGUGACGUCAGGCGAAGAAGAAUCUCUGUUUACAGCAGUGUUUGGAAACUCUUAGCAUGAGCCUCGACAGUGUGAUUUAAGACAUGCUUUCUCAUUUAAACUCUCAUUCGGAAGCACCGACAUGAGCGACACGACGGAGAGCCGAGAGCCGCGCACUCGAGAGUCUUCAGCCGCGAUGAAGAGAGCUGAAAACUGUGAGCAAACUCACGCGGUGGAGAAGAGAGGGCCGUAUAUCAUGCCCAGAGCUCCUGCUGUCCAGAAGCCCAGAGACACGGCCAGACGAGGACUGCUUCAUCAGCUCCGACGCAAACCGAGGACUGUGAGGUUCAGUAAGGGAUACGCUGCUCUGAGUCAGACGGGAGAGGAUUCAGACAGUGAUGCGGAGCUGGACUGUUCGUCUGGAUAUUCCUCAGCAGAGGUGCAUCCAGACCUGAGCAGGCAGCUGCUGAAGGACGGAUAUCACCUGGAUGAAAUCCCUGAUGACGAGGAUCUGGACCUGAUUCCCCCGAAAGCCCUGAGCUCCUCCGUCUGCUGCUGCUGCUGUGUGCAGUGAAGCGCUGUGGUGGAGCUCUUACAGUGUUUUUAGGAGCACAGACUGGUUUUCUGUGUCAGUCUCGUUAUUAGAAUUACACUGCGUCACCAAACUCCCAAACACUUCCAGUUUUGAGCUUGUGUGAAUCAGAGCCGUGAUUUACUCCCAUCUCUGCUGCUGUCUGCGUCUCCUGAAAACACUCGAGAGCCGGCUAUACAUCUCCUC